AUGUCUGGGGUCCCGCAACCCGCAGCGCAGCAGCCGCAGCCGCAGCAGCUCGAAGCCGCCGAGGCUAUCGCGAUCGCGCAAUUGAGCCCCGCGCUCCAGGACCCCAAGACGCGCGUCGUCCGGGGUGUCGUGACAAUCACGUGGCCCUACAGCAUCGUCAGGAAAAACAUUGCCUUUCUCCUCGCCGAGGCCGACUUCCGCCUGCGUCGCGCCAAGGGCCAGGUGCGCGUCGAGUUUGCCGGCUCGAGCGCUAAAGCGAUUGCGGAUGCGGCUCUGGGGAGCGGCGACGAGAUUGCGCUGUCGCUGGACGGGGUCGAGCUCGUUGCGGAUGACUCCAAGACGCGCGUUCCGGGUACGAGUUUGGAGUGGCAGCUGAGGUUUACGGAGAGGGUGCUUCUCCAGGCCAAAAUUAGCGAUUCCGAAGAGGUCAAGAUUAUCGAUGUCGACCACCCCGCACAACCCGAACCAGAGCCCGAAGAGGUACCGGUGUCCAUCCUUGAGUCGUUCCAGGAUGUCGAGGAGACCCCGGUGCCGAUAGCGACACCCGCGAAAACACCUCUGAGCAAGAGACCCGCCGACCAGAGCCUUGGCGCCGAUGAGUUUGCGUCCCCCGCGUUCCUCAAGCGCGCCAGGGUUUCGUACGGAUCGCUAUUCGAUGGAGGCCUCGACAUCUUUGAUGAGGCAGACGACGGAGCAAAGGCCCGGGCGAAGAAGAAGCCAAAGACGGGCAGGUACAGCAGCGUUUGGACGUACGCCAGUCGAACUCCGAGCCCCGAGCCGGAAGCACCCGAGGAAGAAGACACAUCCAUGGUUGAGGAGCAGCCGACGAUUGCCACGCCGUCACGGCCUACGAUGGUGGACGGUGCCUGCCAGACAGUGGAGCAAGAGACGAGCCCCCCGAGAGAUGUCCAGGUUGCGGCAGAGGCGCGGCAGGACCCUUCGUACUGGCAGACGCCGUCGAAGUCGACAAUGAUCGAUUCAGGGGUCCAGUCUGAUCUGCCUCCCAGCCCCAAUAUUGGGUUGACUCCGCUCGGAUUUGGACCACCACCGCCUAUGCCGAUAUUCACGUCCGCCCACGAGCAGUAUCCGCCGGCCUUUCAGCAGCCGCCUCUCGAUCCGGUCUUUGGCCACGACAUGGAGCCGCACUACGGCGCCGAAGGGUCAUUCCACGAACACCCUAGCGCGUACCCAGAGGCAGGGCUUGAUCACUCGCCUAUGCACGGCCACUACCCCGCGACGUUCCUCGAUGAGCCGCACUUUGGUCCAGGGGGCGUCGUCACGUCACAGCCACUAUCGGAGCCGAUACCCGCGUACCAGGACCACCCGCAGCAACACGAUCUUGAGGCACAGCCCCACCACACAGUCAUGGUUGACGGGGUCGCCGAGCCUCAGCAAAUACCAUGGGGUCUCACGUCGGCGCACUACUCGAGAUCGCCCGCGAAGCCUGCAGAGUCUGGUGAAUUGCACGAGAAUCGGGCGUCUAGCCCUCAGGACGCCGAUGGCGAGACAUGGGAAGAAGACCGCGAGCGCGAUGUGCGAGACGACCCUGAGGACGAAGAAGAGGCACUCAGAGUAGAGGAGGACCAAAUGUCGGAAGACCAAGACGGCCCCGAGGAGAACUUUCCAUCGAGAACGUACGCCGAGAGACGCCUUGAGCGAGGUGAAGAAGCCGCAAGCAUAGAAAAGGAGAGCAGUUCCGUGGGCAGUGGUAGCAGCAGCGAGAGCAGCGAAGAGAGCGAUGAGGAAGCCGAGCACGAGGCCGACGAUACCGGCGGGGAUUACGACAUUACACACUUCCGCAAUCUUAGCAAUAAUCAGGAUGACGACGCGGGAACAGACCUAGAGUCAGACUACGGACAAGAAGAAGAGGACGAAAUACUGGACCCCGAAGAUGACGAGGAGGGCGAAGAAUCCGAAGACUACGAUGAGGAGGGCUACGAUGAGGGGGACUAUGACGAAGACGAGGACCAGGAGAAUCAACCGCCGCCUGCUGCACCGCGAGGAGGACCACCGGUAGUCAUCGAUUUGCUCUCGGAUUCCGAGGAUGAGGAUGAAGCCCCGCCGCCACCGCCCGCCGCGGCUCCUCAGCGACGGAUACCGCAGUACGAUGGCUCUGCCGAUGAGAUGGAAGACGAGGACAUGGACGAUCAAGAAAGCCAAGAAGGAAGCGUCAGGAACGAGGUCAGUCAGCAAGGCUCGUCGCCUCAGCCGUCUGAUGCGGAGAGUGAAGAGGAGGAGGAGGCGUCGCAAGUCGGCACACCCACGCCGAAGCCCCGUCAGGCGGCAGUGUUUUCCGCCCCGGAGCUGACAACAGGGACGAUUGGCGACGACUUUGAGACGAUGAGCCCGGUGAAGCUGCCGCACAUGGCGGGUGUUCCGAAUAGUUCGUCCCGGCCUACCUCGCGAGGCGAGUCAGAUGAUCUCGAGGCGGAGCUCGGAAAGGAGUUGGAGGAGGAGAUUGCGGCGGAUGAUGCCGGGAGUGACCGUCAGACACCGGCUCCAUCUCAGGGUAAGGCGGGAGAAGCCGUUGAAGACGCGGGGCCUCUGCCGUCGAGUCCGUUUAAUGAGGACGUUGGUCAUGCAACGCCGAAGCAGGCGGCAUCCAGUCCUUUCAACGAGGAUCCUGCUGGCGAUGUAACGCUGAAGCGGGCCGUGUCCAGCCCAGUGAGGACCGAUGUCGAGGAUUCUGAGGUGCUGGGAGAGGAUACGCUCACUGUGGAGUCUCCUGUGGCUGAGGAAUCCAGCCCGGUUCGACCUGUCUCAGCUGUUAAGGCUCUGGCUGAGGAAUCUAGUCCGGUCCGACCCGUUGCGAAGGGUCCGGCUGUUAAGUCGAUGGCUGGGGAAUCCAGCCCGGUUCGGCCUGUCCCGGCUGUCGAGGAGGAACUCGCCGUUGAGUCUCCCGUGGCUGAAUCCAGCCCCGUUCGGCCCGUCGCCGCUACUAAGAAGGAAGCUGCCGUCAAGUUCCCUGUGGCUGAAGAAUCCAGCCCCGUUCGGCCUGUCCUGGCAAUUGGAGAGGACUCUAGCCCGGUUCGACCUGUCUCGGCUACUGAGGAAGCUGCCGUUGAGGCUCUGGCUGGAGAAUCUAGCCCCGCUCGGCCUGUUCCAGCUAUUGAGGAGUCACCGGAGCCAGAGACAGAGGCUGCCGACGUCCAAGUUGCGCCAGAAGAGAAGGAGGCUGUUGAGCCUGAAGAACUGGUCACAGAGGAAGAUGAGGAUCAGCCGGAGCCGGAUCAAUCAGAAGCUCUCGCUACAGAAACUCUCCAGGCAAGAGUAGAGGAUGCAGACACAGUCGAGACCGAAGCCGCCCAAGCAGAGGAUGAAAUUGCCCAGCCCGAAGUUCCUGCCGAGGAUGUCAACCGACAGACACCAGAAUUAGAAGCCAGCAAUGUCGAAGCGCCCGGGCAAACGGAAGAAAUGGAACAAGUCGACCCUGGCGACAAAGUCAUUGCCGAAGAGCAAUCACCGGAACCCACCGAGGUCACUGUGGCCGAAGUUUCUGAAGCAGUGGAAGAGACAGUCUCUGUCGAAGCAACAGUACACACCCCACCUAAGGAGGACACGCCGGACCGUAUCGAGAUCAAAGAAACAGAGAUCACCAGAAUGGAAGUGGAAGAGAUGCAGCCUCCAUCUGACGAUGAAGACAUGGAAGUCUCACUGAUUCCUGAUGAGACCACAGUCCAGGACGUCGAAGAAGCUACAGUCGAGGUGCACAUGGAAUCUGACGACGAGGGCUCUGUCGAGCCAGCGGACGUUGACAUGGGCGAUCCGGACGACAUGUCGGUCGACGACGAAGUCAGCAGCAACGCGAGAGACUCGGAUAUGGAACUCGACGACUUGACCCAGGACCAGCUCAUCCAGAGCCAGCUGUACGAGGAGUCGAUGAUGUACGAAGAAGACCAGACGGUUACGACUUCCAUCACCACGACGCAGGUGGUCGAGGAGCGGCCAGUCUCUCAAGGAGACGAUGCCGCCGACGACGCUCACCCCGAGACUGAAGUUAUUGAAACGUCACGGGUGACUGUUGAGACGACCAUCACAGAGCCCCUGGAGACGACGGAGCACGCGCAACAGGCACAGGUCGAGGACGACGCAAUGGACGUGGACGAGCUGGAGGACGCCAAGUCUACACAGAUGGCAUCGCCGACGCCGACUCCCCAAUCGUUUGAGGAGAAGAUGGGCGAAACAGAAACCUCACAAGUUGACGAACAGUUGACACCGCGCGCCACACAAACCGUCGAAUCCUUCUCACAGUCGUUCGUCGAGACACAGGCCACCGAGGUGACUGUACCAGACGAUGUUGAACCACAGACGGAGCAAUCAGCGGAGCAUCUCGACGAGAAACGCCCCGCUCAGUCCCCCGCAGCGGCCCCAGUCCAACCCCACGAACCGCUGCUGGACGAUGAGGAGGAGGUGGAGAGGGAGAAGGAAGCGUUCACUCACCACGAAGCUGAUGCAGAUGCGACCUCACCUAUCAACGAAGAGUCAUCACAAAUCCGAGACUCGUCGGCGCAACCGUCGGAAGCGCAAUCGUCUCUUAUCGCCGAGGACCCAUCGGAGGAAGUCGUUUCCGCCGCGCAGCAGCAGCCAACUCCGAAGCGAGGUGGUCGCGGCCAGCAGCACCGCGGAACCAACAGCAAGGAUCAGGAUCCCAGCGUCAAGCUGGCCCGUGCGUCGGUUGCUUCUCGACGGUCGACGCGCCUAUCAGAUCGCACGACGCCUGAUAUUCACAGCAGCGCCGCUGCCGCUCCCGUUCGAGGGACGACGGCAACGGCAGCGGCAGCGGCAGUGGCAGCUACGACGACGAGCCGAGGUAGGUCGGCGAGCCUGGCGCUCAAGAGCGAUUCGCCUGAUGCGGACGCGGAGGAGAAUACGGGGGUGCAGCCCGCUAGGGCCGCGAUCAAGUCACCAUCGCGAGCACCCAAGGCCGCCAAGGAGAGUGUCACCAAGGGGGCCAAGGAGAGUGUUUCCAAAGACGCCAAGGGUAAAGAACCAAAGGCCAAGGAGACCUCGAAAGAGGUUGGCGCAGCAUCAUCAACGACAUCAGCACCACCACAACCAACAGAACAGUCCUCCGCAGCCCUCAAAGCCCAACUCACCAAAUCCCUCCGCGCCGACGUGCCGGACUGCAUCUCCCUUAAAGUCCUCCGAAGCCACCCGGGCCGCACGGUCGACGUGCUCGCCGUCGCCACCACGAACCCGCCCGAAGCCAAGCGCGCAAAGGGCGGGCCCCGCGGCAUCAUGCUGGCGUUUAACGUGACCGACCACUCCAUCGCGCCCGCGCAGACGGUCGCCGUGCAGAUUUUCCGGCCGCACAAGGCCGCGCUUCCCGUGAUUCACCAGGGCGACGCGGUGUUGUUACGGAACUUUAGUGUCAUGGUGCUUACGCGGAGCGGGUUCGGGUUGAGGGCGAAUGAUGGGUCUAGCUGGGCUGUUUUUGAGACGAGACGGCACGCGGGGCAGGCCCAUGGAGGCGGGGACGGUGGGAGCAGUGGUGACGCGGACGGCGGUGAUGAUUUGCCGCAGAUUCGGGGUCCGCCUGUGGAGCUCUCUGAGGGGGAGACGGGGUAUGCGGCUCUGCUUAGGCGGUGGUACGCCGGGCUGGACGCCAAGUCGCUCGCGAGGUUGGACAAGGCUAACGAGGCGGCGCCGGCUGUUGGGAAUGUUGGUAAGGAGGGCAAGUGA
Colletotrichum fioriniae is the source of this 5682-nucleotide messenger RNA. RefSeq lists its product as uncharacterized. Gene Ontology annotation, cellular component: chromosome, telomeric region. Gene Ontology annotation, molecular function: DNA binding. Gene Ontology annotation, biological process: telomere maintenance. The record is from RefSeq and is a predicted model, not a curated record. NCBI's taxonomy places the organism in Eukaryota, Fungi, Ascomycota, Sordariomycetes, Glomerellales, Glomerellaceae.